Molecule: messenger RNA, 3535 nt
Organism: Sinocyclocheilus rhinocerous
Lineage: Eukaryota; Metazoa; Chordata; Actinopteri; Cypriniformes; Cyprinidae
Product: influenza virus NS1A-binding protein homolog A-like
Exons: 16
Coding region: 629-2560 (643 amino acids)
Molecular function (GO): protein binding
Source: RefSeq, a predicted model, not a curated record
ACCCGGUGAUCUCGAGACCCGGAACGACAGUGUUGUACUGACGCAGAAACGUGCCAUAUCUGUUGCUUUUGCAAUCCACAACCAACAGCUCUGAAUUGACCUUAAAUAUGUCUACUAUCGUCUACCGUCAAACAGAUCAGUGCUUGAAAGUGUUUCUCCAAUGCCAUUUAUCUUCAAAAGGAAGCAUCCCUAUGAUGAGGUAAAUUAAGGCCUAGCAUUUUCCGAUUGCUGUUUUCAAUAAUCAAUCCCUGAGGAGGAUAGAGCAAGAGAGAAUGAGCAGAUUAUCCAAAGACCUCCACUGCCUGUUUGGAGCAUUUGUGUCGACUGAGGAUGAAAGUGCAUAAAAGGAUGUUAUAAUACACGAUCAACACAGAAAAGGUUUGAGUCUAUAGCCAACGGGACACGCGAGGACUUGAUUGCAGUCACUCUAAGCCUGAGAGUUUGAGUCACCUCUGACCUCCUGCCGUGCCCACUGGUUGCCUGGCAUUACCUUUUCCAUCCACUUCGUAGUGAAGGAAGACCUAGGCUCCCAUUCUUGGUUCUACUUCACUCGUGCCUUUUUACGGUUUUCCCAAGUAAACUAUCUCUCCCAGACGUACGUCAUUCGGUAUUAGGCUUAAUUUCCAAAAUGAUUCCCAACGGAUAUUUGAUCUUUGAGGAUGAAAGUUUCCUGGAUUCCACUGUGGCCAAGAUGAACGCCCUUAGAAAGAACGGCCAGUUCUGUGAUGUGAGACUUCAGGUGUGUGGCCAUGAAUUGAUGGCUCAUCGGGCAGUGUUGGCUUGUUGCAGUCCAUAUCUGUUUGAAAUAUUUAACAGCGACCUGGAACCUCAUGGUAUCUCUCAUGUGAAAUUUGAGGAUCUGGACCCUGUGGCUGUGGAAAUCCUUCUCAACUAUGCUUACACUGCCCAGUUGAAGGCAGAUAAAGAGCUGGUUAAGGAGGUUUACUCUGCAGCCAAACGGCUCAAAAUGGACAGAGUGAAGCAGAUCUGUGGCGACUAUCUUCUCUCCAAGAUGGAUUCCCAGAGCGCCAUCUCCUAUCGCAAUUUUGCCAGCUGCAUGGGAGACGGGUGUCUGCUGGGCAAGAUCGACAGCUAUAUCCAGGAGCAUCUUCUGGACGUGUCUGAGCAAGAGGAUUUCCUCAAGCUGCCACGUCUUAAGUUGGAGGUGCUGCUGGAGGAUAACUUGACCUUGCCUAGUAAUGGCAAGCUGUACUCCAAGGUGAUUGGCUGGGUGCAACGCAGCCUAUGGGAAAAUGGUGAACCCCUGGAGCGACUGAUGGAGGAGGUGCAAAUGCUGUACUAUUCGGCCGAUCACAAGCUGCUCGAUGGGAGCCUGCUUGAUGGGCAGGCUGAGGUGUUCGGCACUGAGGAUGACCACAUCCAGUUUGUGCAGAAGAAGCCCCCACGUGAGAAUGUACACCGACAGCUGAGCACCAGCUCCUCUGGCAGCCUCUCCCCUGGAUCCGCCAAACAUUCCUGCAAGCCAGAGUGGAAAUACAUUGCUUCCGAGAAAACCACCAACAAUACAUAUCUGUGUCUGGCCGUGUUGAACGGCAUGCUGUGUGUGAUCUUUCUGCAUGGGCGCAGCAGUCCCCAGGCCUCGCCCUCGGCUACACCUUGUCUGACCAAGAGCCUGAGUUUUGAGGGCCAGCCACUGGAAGAGGAACCGGACAAGCUGCUGGCACCCAUGCACUAUGCUCGCUCCGGCCUGGGCAUUGCUGCUCUGAACGGCCGACUCAUUGCCGCAGGUGGCUACAAUCGGGAGGAGUGCUUGAGGACUGUGGAAUGUUACGACAUGAAGACAGACAGCUGGAGUUUCAUUGCUCCAAUGAGGACACCACGCGCUCGAUUUCAGAUGGCCGUGCUCAUGGGUCAGCUUUAUGUGAUGGGUGGGUCCAAUGGCCAUUCAGAUGAACUAAGUUGUGGGGAGACGUACAACCCUAGUGCUGACGAGUGGACUCAAGUGCCUGAGCUCAGGACCAAUCGUUGCAAUGCAGGUGUCUGCUCUCUGAACAACAAGCUGUAUGUUGUUGGGGGAUCAGAUCCAUGCGGACAGAAAGGUCUGAAGAAUUGUGACGUUUUUGACCCCGUGAGCAAGGCCUGGACCAGUUGUGCCCCUUUAAACAUCAGGAGGCAUCAGGCUGCCGUGUGCGAGCUGGAUGGCUUCAUGUACGUGAUCGGAGGAGCAGAGUCUUGGAACUGUUUGAACAGUGUAGAAUGCUACAAUCCAGAAAACAACAUUUGGACCCUUGUUGCCCCAAUGAACAUAGCCCGUAGAGGAGCUGGAGUGGCCGUCCAUGAAGGUAAACUGUUCGUGGUGGGCGGCUUUGAUGGCUCUCAUGCCCUGCGUUGCGUUGAAAUGUACGACCCUGCACGCAACGAAUGGAGGAUGCUGGGGAGCAUGAAUUCACCACGCAGCAAUGCCGGUGCAGCCGUGCUCGGUGACAUCAUCUAUGCCGUUGGUGGCUUUGAUGGAAACGACUUCCUCAAUUCGGUUGAGGCCUACAACCCUAAAACAGAUGAGUGGAGCCCCUGUGCAGAUGCCUUCACCAAUUCCUAAGAGCCAGGGGUCAGGGAACCAUUGGGGGUGGGGGGUUAUCUCACUCAAACUAACAGGCUUAGUGACGUAAUCGUGCUUUGUGAUGUCCUGUGUGUAUGCGGGAGGGUGGACAGGUGGGUUUUUGAGGUGUCGGGGUCUUGUAGGGUCUUCUUUACAGGGGUCACCCAUGAGGCUUACCUUUCUUAUAGUGUUUGGGAGGAGGUGGGUGGGGGUGGUCCGUUGGGGGUUGCCGAAAGCAACAUUAAGCCUUUGCAUAUUGCAUACUUUAUUUUUGUUGUUGUAUAUAUUGUUGUUUCUUUUUUGCCAUUUUAAGGAUGCCAACAUUUAUUGCAUACUGAGUGUACUUUUUUGAGUUUAGAAUUUCUCCAUUUUCAGCAAGUUGCAUUGAUUGGUUGAACCCAAUAAGGAAGUGAUUCAGGUUUGCUUUAUAGGUUUAUUUUAUUUUAUUUUGUUUGUUAGCUCUCUUCAUUUGAAGCUCCACGCUUAUACAAAGCCUUAUUUUACAAAACAUUCAAACACAUGGCUUUCCUUUUUGUAUCAUUAGCCAUGACCUAGGAUUACCAAUCUUUAAAGAUGGCCUUUUUUAUAUUUUUGAUACACUGCUACAGUAACCAAUAGAUAGAUGGAUGAGCUAGCAGACGCAGAACACCCAUGAGGUUAAUAAACUUUAAUCAGUGCCAGUUUAGUUACACUCACAUGCGUAUAAUCGACCAUGCUUCAGUGCUUCUGCUCAUUAGACCUUGUUACUAUUUCUUUUGUUUGACCGAUUCAAGCAAGUGAGGUGAUGCUCAUUUCCUUCUCAGACCAUCUAUUUUUAAUAUUUACUGUUUCGCAUUUGGAAGCAACAAAAAAUUUAGAAUUUUUUGGCUCCAUGGUUUUGUUUUUCUCAAUAAACUUAAUCGGGGGAGAAAGUUCUGUACCACAUUUGUUAUGAGCUGAUAUUUCCUUACUAAUAAACCAUUUCAAUCUGUAAAA